AUGAUCCUGAAUCAAAUCAACACCAACGAAUUCUAUUAUCACACCAAGUCGGGCCUAAUUGAAAUUGGUGGUGAAGAAUCUCUUCUAUCCCCAUAUGGUUCGGUUCGUGAGUACGGACUGGCUAGAACGAUGUGCCGUCUAUCAUUUGCAACGCUACCGCCAGAGAUACGCUUGUGUAUUGCCGAACGCUUAGAUCGAGAUGAUCUCCUCAGACUUGGCGGCGUCAACAAGAAUCACUGCGAACUUCUGCGCCCUAAAAUUGUUGGCUACCGGCUUCUCUGCGCAUUAACCCGGAGAAAUGAAACUCUUGCCAUAGAAAUCCUGCAGAAUAAUUUGCAAAUCGACUUGAAAGUACGCUGUCGCAAACACAUGUCGGCAAUCCACAUUGCUUCUUCGAAUGGAUUCAAAGACAUUCUCCGGUUUUUACUCGUGGAUCGUGGACACAAAUACCUUCUUGAGGCCCAUGAUAUUCACAGGAACACGCCCUUGAUAUAUGCCGCUCGUUAUAGCGACGACGAAACCAUAUCUUUUCUUAUUGAACAAGGGGCUGACGUCAAUGCGCAAAAUGUUUAUGGGGAAACCGGGCUUCAUUUGGCAAGCUCUCGAGGAAAAGAGGUGGCUGUGAACCGCUUUUUAGAAGCAAACGCCGCAGUUUCUGUAGCCAAUGCAGCUGGAAUGACACCACUUUGGUAUGCUACUACACGGCAGUAUGUAGCUAUCGCAAAACGCUUGAUGGUAGCAGGCGCAACUAUUCCUUCUCGAAAUUCCGGCGGGGACACGGAGCUGCACCUAGCUGCACGUUUCGACACUGGAUGGACGCCCCUGAUAUGGGCUGCCUGGAAUGGUAAUGCCGAAUUGGCAUGGAUUUUAAUCUUGAAUGGGGCUGAUGUGGUGGCGACCGAUAAAGAUGGCAGUUCGGCGCUAGACUUUGCAAUCCGAGCAGGCCACACCGAAGUCUCAGAUCUCUUAAGGGGUCAAAUAGGCGGCUGA
Penicillium waksmanii is the source of this 990-nucleotide messenger RNA. Its product is annotated as ankyrin repeat domain-containing protein. Bases 1 to 990 code for a protein of 329 amino acids. The record is from RefSeq and is a predicted model, not a curated record. Gene Ontology annotation, molecular function: protein binding. The transcript is spliced from 3 exons. Lineage: Eukaryota; Fungi; Ascomycota; Eurotiomycetes; Eurotiales; Aspergillaceae.